Dermacentor andersoni is the source of this 1230-nucleotide messenger RNA. The record is from RefSeq and is a predicted model, not a curated record. Lineage: Eukaryota; Metazoa; Arthropoda; Arachnida; Ixodida; Ixodidae.
AUGUCUGCUGAUAUACUUCACAGAAUCGACUCGCGGCUCCGCUCCAUCACCUGCAAAUAUCUGCAGCCCUUCGGAGGGUUGGACGUCAUUCUCUGUGGGGACCUGCGUCAGCUUCCCCCCGUUCGUGCAGCUGAGGUGUUCAAGCGCGUCAAAACAGACGACGUGUUUAACACAACAGAAAUCGCGUGGCACCAUCUCGCCUACUUUGCACUCAUUAAAGUGGUACGACAAAACAAUCUCAGGUUCUCCACGUUGCUUUCCAAAAUUGGAGAUGGUGUCGAAUUAGACCCCGAGGAAAUCUCACUUAUCGAGAGUCGGUUCGUUCCACAGCAGGAAGCAGAAGCUUCUUGCCCCGGUGGCAUACGCUUGUUCUACUCCAACAAGGAAUCUGAUUACUACAACACAACAAAGGCCAUAGUAGCACAGGAUAAUGCUGUACCAUGCACGGCACAGGAUACAAUCGUUGGGUGUAGGUCUAUGCAAGAGCAAACAGAGGCCAUGCGUAAGGUCGAAACGUUACCCAAGGCCGAAAUAGGAAAUUUGCCAGCAAAUAUAAUGCUGUGCAUUGGCAAGCCUUACAUGAUCACCCUCAACGUGGAUGUUUCCGAUGGCCUUGUUAAUGGAUCGGUGGGAACACUGAAAUUCAUCGAAAACGACACCCAUGGGAAACCGCUACGCAUAUGGUUGCAGUUCGGGGAGCUUGGCUCCAAACUUGCGAUCGGAACCGUAGCGGCCGCAAAAUCACACCACUUACGCAAGCUCAACAGAAACAUUCAACCGAACUGGAUACCGAUUGAAAGGCGUACCGUCACCUGCGUUAUCGAUAAGAAGACGAAGGUAUCGGUAAGAAGAUGCCAGCUUCCCGUUGUGCAGGCGAGCGCCAUUACCAUUCAUAAAUCCCAGGGUGGCACAUAUGAUGAAGUCGUGUACUCCUACGCCAAGAAUCAUCCACAGAAGUUGGUAUACGUGGCACUGAGUCGCGCUACAGACAUCAACGGACUCUACCUGACCAAUGUUGACAACGACUUCACAUUCUACCACGGAAAAGCCAAUCCGGACAGAAAGCUAGCCGAUGAAUUUCGUCGGUUGCAGUCCCACAAACUUGACACCAUCACCGCCAAGUGCCUCGCCAUGACUGAACAGCCGCACUACUUGUUGAUCUCCGCUCUUAACGUAAAGCAGCAAGGUGUUGACAAGAUAGUCGGGCAACGUGCCGAAUAUGCGCCCUGA